AUGGAUCUCUUGAAGCAAAGGUCCCUCUGGGCCCUGUUUCUGGUUAUUGGGCUCGUCACAGCCCACGGCGGUCAUGAAAAUGUUCCCGAGGGGGAAACCGUCUCUCAAGAUCCGAUUGACUCGACCUUAUGGAUCCAUAUGAUCCUUAUGGGCUUCACAUUCGGGCUUGUCUUCCCAUUUGGUAUGGUUCUAGGUAUCGUUCGUUCUCGCUGGCACGUUCCCGUCCAAGUAGUUGGAACCGUUAUCGCCGUCGUUGCCUAUUUCCUCGGCCACGCGCACAAGGGUCGUCAGUUCGCGCCGAACGUCCACCACUCCUUCGCAAACUGGUUGAUGCUCAUGCUUGUCGCGCAAGUUGGACUGGGAUUCUACUUGAAGUUGCAUCUUGAGAAGGGCGGCCAGGGCCGUAUCAGGUGGAUCUUUGUGCUUGCGCACGGUGUUCUCGGAAAGCUCAUGCCGGUUGUUAGCUGGGCACAGAUGCUCUUCGGUGGUAUUGCCAUGAUGGGCUUCUGCCAGGCCGAUCACAUGGGUCAGUGUCUUGCGCACUUCAUCAUGGGCUCUGCUUUCAUCGGGUACGGUAUCUGCUUGACCAUUCUUCUCUUGGUGGGACAGUACUGGUUACGCCGGACGGGACGGAGCCAGGAGUUCUUCGACUCGUUGAUUAUUGCGGCUUGGGGCUGUGUGAAUACCUUCACCGAGCACCGGUGGGGACAGCCAUGGGCGCACAACGAUUUGCAGCACACCACUAUGGGUAUUGUUUGGUGGUGUGCUGGUCUUCUGGGAAUGUGGUUGAGUCGCAGCCGUGAUGGGCGUCCUAAGCGCAAUCUUAUUCCUGCGAUUGUGAUCAUGAUGACUGGUUAUGCGAUGUCUGCUCAUGCACAGAGUUUGAUGAUCAGUACUAUGAUCCAUACCGUCUUUGGGUACACAUUGAUGGCUGCUGGUUUGACUCGUGUUAUCGAGAUCUCGUUCGUGCUGCGUGAUAAGCCUGCUAUUAGCAUGAGUGGUCGUGACCCGAACAGCUUCCAGUACCUGACACCAUUUUUGCUGUACGCCUCUGGAUUCUUGUUCAUGGGCGCCACCGAGGAACAAAUGCAGCUCCUUAACGACGCGGGUAUUACUCACGUCUCCUACGUGCUGAUCCUCUACAGCGUUGCCUUCAUUAUGUUCCUAUUCGUCAACGUGCUACUGCAUAUCUACGCCGUCCACGCUUGGCCCAAUGGUAACGAGGAAGAAGAAGCCCCCAAGUACAGCAACGUUAACGGAAUCCACAUGAAUGGCAACGGACGUGCUCGUUCCAACUCCGAAGCCCAGCGCAUUCAGGAUGCCGAAGGCUUUGAGUUGCAGGGCCUCAUUAGUGACGAUGAAGAUGAGGAGGGCACCUCUAUGGGCCCUAAGAAGACGACCGAUGAAGAGAUGGGCGCAAAAGAAACAACUCACGCUUGA
Messenger RNA from Penicillium longicatenatum, 1440 nucleotides. Its product is annotated as Ytp1 family protein. NCBI's taxonomy places the organism in Eukaryota, Fungi, Ascomycota, Eurotiomycetes, Eurotiales, Aspergillaceae. The transcript has 5 exons. The coding region runs from base 1 to 1440 and encodes 479 amino acids. The record is from RefSeq and is a predicted model, not a curated record.